Molecule: messenger RNA, 2238 nt
Organism: Cucurbita pepo subsp. pepo (vegetable marrow)
Lineage: Eukaryota; Viridiplantae; Streptophyta; Magnoliopsida; Cucurbitales; Cucurbitaceae
Product: ATP binding microtubule motor family protein
Biological process (GO): microtubule-based movement; mitotic spindle organization; spindle elongation
Cellular component (GO): microtubule associated complex
Molecular function (GO): microtubule motor activity; ATP binding; microtubule binding
Source: RefSeq, a predicted model, not a curated record
AGGAAAAGGAAAAGGAAAAUUUAAAAUCAAUAAGACUCUGCCACCAACGUCUUGAUUUUCAAAUUCUCCUCCCUCGUCCCUCCCUUCGCUUGGAGACUCUGCCACUGCCGACGCGAACCAUACUUCCAGUUCAAUGGCUGCUGAAAAUUUUGAACUUCUUGCACCUGCUACAUCCUGUGCAAUCUCCAAGGUCAGAGUCGUUGCUAGGGUUCGUCCAUUUCUCUCCCAAGAAAUUUCAGUCAAAAGUUCUAGGGUUCCAGUUUCAUGCAUUUCUGUGGUGGAUCAAGGGCGUAUCUCUCCCGAGGAGGUUACUGUUAAUCUCAAAGAUCCGGAAACCAGUCGAAACGAGUGCUAUCAAUUGGACUCAUUUUUUGGCCAAGAAGAUCACACGGUGAGGCAGAUAUUCGAUAAAGAAGUAAAUCCUUUGAUUCCUGGACUCUUCCAUGGAUGUAAUGCUACUGUGUUUGCUUACGGGGCUACUGGCAGUGGAAAGUCCUACACCAUGCAGGGUACUGAAGAAGAACCAGGUCUAAUGCCACUAGCCAUGUCUAGAGUUUUAUCACUUUGUGAGGAAACUGGGUGUAGAGCAGAAAUGUCGUACUAUGAAGUCUACUUGGAAAGGUGUCAUGAUCUUCUGGAACCCAAAGCUAAAGAAAUUGUAAUUAUGGAUGAUAAAGAAGGGCAAAUUCAUCUCAGAGGUUUAUCUAAGGUUGCUGUAAAUUCCAUGUCCGAAUUCCGGGAGACAUUGGCUCUUGGAGUUCAAAGGCGGAAAGUUGCUGAUACCGAUCUUAACGAUGUCUCAAGUAGAAGUCAUGGGGUUCUUGUUAUUACAGUUUCAUCGCCCGUAUGUGGUGAUUCGGCGGCUUCUGUUACCGGAAAGCUCAACCUCAUAGACUUGGCAGGCAAUGAAGAUAACAGGAGGACUGGCAAUGAAGGGAUUCGCCUUCAAGAGAGCGCGAAAAUCAACCAGUCGUUGUUUGCGCUUUCAAAUGUGAUAUAUGCAUUAAACAAGAACCUUGCCCGAGUACCUUACAGAGAAAGCAAAUUGACCCGCAUACUGCAAGAUUCUCUCGGUGGAUCAAGCCGUGCCUUAAUGAUUGCUUGCCUGAAUCCAGGAGCAUAUCAGGAGUCUGUCCAUACAGUCAGCUUGGCAGCUAGAUCGCGUCAAAUUUCGAAUUUUGUUGUUCCGAUCCAUAAACAGGGGACUCCACAAGCUAAAGUUGACAUGGAAUCGAAGCUGCGAGCUUGGCUUGAAUCCAAAGGAAAGACCAAAAGUGCACAAAGAAUCGGAGGGAUUGGUUCUCCAUUUUCUAGCAAAACUCCUUGUUCUACUGCAUCAAAAGUGAGAAAACCUCUCUUCAAUAGUUCUGCCAAAGUUAAGCAAACGGCCGACCAGAGUGACUGUAAACGAGAAAAAGAAAGGACUGUAGCCGUGGCUUUCGGAUACUUGGCUGAAAAUAAAGAUAUAGCUAAUUCUAUCACAACCAAAGAAAAGGUGAAAUUCAAUAGUCCAAGAAAGGCUCUAUCACCAAUCCACAACACUAAUGGAAUCCAAAAGGGUGUGCUGGAACUCUCGUUUACAGACCAAUUACCAGCAAGGACUCCAAAAACACCAUUCCCAGCAAACGAGGAAUUCAAAUCUUUUGGGACCCCAUUAGAUAAGUUUGAUGCCCAAGUAUCAACCCUCAAGAGUUGCGUUGCACAAGAAUAUGUGGAUUUCUUGAAUACAGCAAGCAGAGAGGAACUAGUAGAAUUGAAGGGCAUUGGAGUGAAAAUGGCAGAGUACAUUGUGGAUCUCAGAGAAACUAGUCCAUUGAAAUCGCUUGCUGACUUGAAGAAACUGGGACUCUCAUCCAAGCAGAUCCAUAACUUAUUCAGCAAAGCUGCAAUGGGAAUAUUUGGUAGAAUAGAAGAUUUGGCUGCUGUCCCUUGCCCAGAAACUUCAUUAUCCAACCAAUAAUGAAGGUAGAAGAAGACAUAGUAAUGUAUUGGGAAGUGUGCCAUAGCAACAUCCUCCAAGUUGCUGUAUGUUAAAAUAUUGUAACAGUAGAGAAGAGAACUGUCCGACUAAAGAUUUUGCCUGGUCGGCGUGAUGGGCUUCCUUCAUGUUCUCUGUAAGCCCUAUCUGUAUUAUUCAUUAACCAAAUUAUCUAUUUGUAUCACAUUGAACUUGUGGCUAUUGUAAUCUAAAUAUGAUGAUCCAGAGUGAUGCUGAUUUGUCGCAAUUUUUAUGGUUUA